AUGGUUAAAUCAAGUCGAAGGUUAUGCUGUAGUCGCAACACUCUCAUGGUGGUAGUCGUAUUCAUAUUAGUCACACUACACGCAUACAAAACAAGCAGGCAACAGGCCAACCCCAGCACCUUCUCGUAUAAUAACGAAGAAAAUACCGGGGAUUUGGGGUUUGCUGACAUGCUAUCCAAGACCGAAUCAAGUGUCAAAGACUGGUUUGCGGCGAAAGACAUCACUGACGUGCGCGGAGAACUCAACAGUGCUAUUGAGGACCUGUCAAUGGGCGCCCUUAAAUAUCCCGAUCAAGUCAAUGGUAAGCAAGAUGAUUCUAUAGCCGUCCGCAAUAUAAGAGAUGACGAUGGCUCUAACACAGAUGGGGUGGUGUUUGAAAACAAUAACUUGGACCAGUGGCGCAAACGCAACGAAGAUUAUGAGGGGCAGAAUCAGCUUAUCGAAGAGCAAUCAUAUCAUCAGGUGGAAGGACAGAGUACUGUUGAAAAGUAUAUACGAACUCCACCGAGACCUCCAAAGUGUGCAGAGCUAGGCCUCAAAUCAAAGGUCAAACAGAAGGACGUAGCUAAGACACUGAUGGGUGUCUGUCCAGUUUUUCACAAGCAGUUGGAAUUUCACAAAGGUGAGCAACUAUAA
This is a messenger RNA of Sphaeroforma arctica JP610, 636 nucleotides long. RefSeq lists its product as hypothetical. NCBI's taxonomy places the organism in Eukaryota, Ichthyosporea, Ichthyophonida. The transcript has a single exon. Bases 1 to 636 code for a protein of 211 amino acids. The record is from RefSeq and is a predicted model, not a curated record.